This is a messenger RNA of Aspergillus puulaauensis, 543 nucleotides long. RefSeq lists its product as uncharacterized. The transcript has a single exon. The record is from RefSeq and is a predicted model, not a curated record. The coding region runs from base 1 to 543 and encodes 180 amino acids. Lineage: Eukaryota; Fungi; Ascomycota; Eurotiomycetes; Eurotiales; Aspergillaceae. Gene Ontology annotation, molecular function: oxidoreductase activity.
AUGGAAACCAACUUCUGGGGCCCCUGCCGAAUCAUGAAGGCCGCCCUCCCAGGGAUGCGGUCCCGACGCUCCGGCACAAUCGUCAACAUCUCGUCGACAGCAGGUCUGCGCGUUCUUCCAACGUACAGCCACUACUCGGCAACUAAACACGCACUCGAAGCCAUCAGCGAAGGACUUGCACAGGAAGCCGCGCAGUUCAACGUGCGAAUCCAGCUCGUCGAACCGGGCGCGUUCAGGACGAAUUUCCUCGGCAAGGAUAACAUCCAGUAUGCGCCGCUGAGCGACCCGUAUACGACGGGCGUGUGUGCGGAUAUGCUACGAGUUCUAGGCGAGAUGGAUGGAAACCAGGCGGGGGAUCCGGUGGUUGCAGCGGAGAGGAUCUGGGAGGUUGUCAUGGGGGAGGGCAUGGCGAGGGGGAAGGGGUUGGGGUUAAGGCUGCCGCUGGGUUCGGAUUGUAUCAAGACGGUGAGGGAGAAGAUGGAGAAAGUUGGGGCGGAUUUGGACCGGUUUGGUGAUAUCGCGCGGAGUACUGAUGCGAGAUGA